Molecule: messenger RNA, 423 nt
Organism: Acanthamoeba castellanii str. Neff
Lineage: Eukaryota; Discosea; Longamoebia; Acanthamoebidae
Exons: 2
Coding region: 1-423 (140 amino acids)
Source: RefSeq, a predicted model, not a curated record
AUGGGACCACUGUGGGCCAGCGCCGACCUGUGGGGCGUGUUGACGGACUACGUGCAGGUGGCCACCGUGGUCGAGGCCAAGCCCGACGCCACGUCCACGCUCUUCUGCAGCGGCCAGUUCGGAGACACGUCCAUCCAGGUGGGAACCCAGCUGUCGUGCGUCGUGAACAUCCAGACCAACAGACAACCCAUCGCCGGCAGUCUCGAUGACUUCAGCAUCUUUCUCGACGGACGCAGCAUCUACUUCACCUACACCGUUCCCUCUUCGAGCGGCUUCGAGCAGCUGCACGUCACCUUCAACGUCUCGUCCGAGAUCGUCGGCUCGCCGUUCAACAUCACCGUCUGGGAAAGCAAGCCCGACUCAGACGACGGCCAUGGCACAUCAUCAUCCCCGUCCUGGCCUCAGCAGUUGGUGCGCUGGUGA